Molecule: messenger RNA, 963 nt
Organism: Cantharellus anzutake
Lineage: Eukaryota; Fungi; Basidiomycota; Agaricomycetes; Cantharellales; Hydnaceae
Exons: 5
Coding region: 1-963 (320 amino acids)
Source: RefSeq, a predicted model, not a curated record
AUGUACCCCCUUCUUCCCUUUCCUAGCCAACUGUCCCUCUUCCUCCCUCAACAAUCUACUACUCCUUCAGGAGGCUCUCCCCCUAUUGCCAUGCUUGCUCCAGCACCCGACAUGAAGUUGCCAUCGAAAUCUCGAUCUGACAGAAGAGGAGAAAAAGCGAGUUUCUAUCUCCCCAUUGACUGCUCCGCAUCAUUUGCACUCUGCAAGAUUGAAGAAGGGAUGGAUGCUAAUGUUACCAAGCACAAAAUUGGCUAUCUUCCAACCUUUGAUGGAAAGCGAACAAGUAAAAAAUUAUACAUUAUCAAUAUUAAACCAGUACCCAAAGCUGAAGACCUUGGGAAACAUGGAAAAAGUCGUUGGUCCAAUACUCUAAAUGACACAAUCUUGUCCAACCCGGCUUCCAAAAAAUACACCAUACUCGAAAAACAAUGGGAGUGUCAUAGAUGUCGUAGUUACUGUUGGCCACAUACACAUGCAAGGGGAAAACACCUUCACCUUAGCAAUGCGACGCUGUCCUUAUGGGUGCAACAGUGGACUGACCGCAUCCCCGGAGUUGAUCUCCACAACCCCCCAGCCCAUCACUGGUUUGAUGUGGCAGCUUUGAGAAAACAGACCAAGGUUGUCAAUGAGAAGCAGCAUCAAGAAUCUAAGAAGCGUUCACGCAACACCAGUCCACCAAAAACCCCUACUAAAUCCAAAAAAGUCACCAGCCCUCCAGCAAAGAAGGUCAAGGUUGACAUGAUACCAGCCAAACAAGAGCCCGAAAAAGAAACCAUCAUCCUUUCUUCUGACCCAAUAACACCAGUAUUUCUCUGUCGCCGUUCAUCCAAAGUCGGAACUGACUUUGUUGAUCUUUCAUCUUCCCCCAUCCCAGGACCUUCCAAGAAGAAGGAUCCUGUUAUUUUCAACCUUUGCAGCGACAGUUCUGCUGAUGAUUUUGACAUAGAGUACACAAAAUGUUAG